AUGUCAACGCCUGCGAGAAGAAGACUGAUGAGGGAUUUCAAGCGGAUCCAGCAGGAUUCCGCUGGAGGUGUGUCUGCAUCUCCUUUAGCCGACAAUGUGAUGAUUUGGAACGGAAUAAUUAUCGGUCCGCAAGAUACCCCGUACGAGGACGGUACGUUCAGACUGCGACUAACAUUUGAUGAGCAAUACCCUAAUAAACCACCUAAUGUGCGGUUCACGUCUGAGAUGUUCCAUCCGAAUGUCUACGGGUCCGGAGAACUGUGUUUAGAUAUCUUGCAGAACAGAUGGUCGCCGACCUACGACGUUGCCUCGAUCUUGACGUCGAUCCAAUCGCUCCUUAACGAUCCGAAUAUCAGUUCGCCGGCCAACGUGGAGGCCGCCAACCUGUACAAAGACCACCGCAGCCAGUACAUCAAACGGGUUAGACAGACUGUCGAGAAGAGCUGGACAGAGGAUAUGUUGGAUGUGGGCGACGAGGACGACGACGAGGAUGACGAGGACGACGAGGACGGUUUGGAGAAGGGAGAGGCGGACGACAAGGAGUAG
Molecule: messenger RNA, 546 nt
Organism: Ogataea parapolymorpha DL-1
Lineage: Eukaryota; Fungi; Ascomycota; Pichiomycetes; Pichiales; Pichiaceae
Product: Ubiquitin-conjugating enzyme E2 2
Exons: 1
Coding region: 1-546 (181 amino acids)
Biological process (GO): protein polyubiquitination; proteasome-mediated ubiquitin-dependent protein catabolic process; DNA repair
Cellular component (GO): HULC complex
Molecular function (GO): ubiquitin conjugating enzyme activity
Source: RefSeq, a predicted model, not a curated record